AUGUGGACGAAGAAUGAAAGCAACACGAUGCCGGAUCGGACGAGGCACGGAUCAACAACGGCCGCGCGUCCCAUCGACACACUCCAGGACGGGCGUGACAAGUGGACGACUGGAGCGAUAAGCACCGUCAACCUACUAACGCAAGCGAAACCGCACAUGACCAUCACCCAGGCGUAUGCUCCAAAUUCAGACCACGAUGAUGAGGAAGUCGAAGGGUUUCACGAAUCUAUAGAAUUCAUUAUAGCGGAUGUUCACAAGAAAAAUACCAUCAUUGUACAAGGGGAUUGGAAUAGCAAAUUAGUUUAUUGCGUCCUCUAUUCUCAUAUUCCUUCUUUCUUUCUUUUUUCCUUCUUUCGUUCUUUUUUCCUUCUUUCGACUUUUUGUUCAUUCGUUCUUUCCUUCUUUCGUUCGUUCUUUCCUUCUUUCGUUCUUUUUCCCUUCUUUCCUUCUUUCGUUCUUUCGUUCUUUCUUUCGUUCUUUCGUUCGUUCUUUCCUUCUUUCGUUCGUUCUUUUCUUCUUUCCUUCUUUCGUUCGUUCAUUCCAUCUUUCUUUCCUUCUUUCGUUCGUUUUUCCCUUCUUUCCUUCUUUCUUUCUUUCUUUCGUUCGUUAUUUCCUUCUUUCAUUCGAUAUUUCUUUCUUUCGUCUUUUUGUUCGUUCGUUCUUUUCUUCUUUUCCUUCUUUCAUUCGAUUUCUUUUCUUUCUUUCUUUCUUUUUUUCUUUCGUUCGUUCUUCCCAUCUUUUUUCUUCUUUUUCCUUCGCUCGUUCUUUCCAUCUUUCUUUUUCUUUCUUUCCUUCUUUCGUUUUCUUUUCUUCUUUUCUUUCUUUCUUUCGUUUUUUUUCCUUUUUCCUUCUUUCAUUCUUUUCUUUCUUUCUUUCUUUCCUUCUUUCUUUCGUUUUUCCUUCUUUUUCGUUCGUUCUUUCCUUCUUUCUUUCCUUCUUUCUUUUUCUUUCGUCUUUCUUUCCUUUUUUUUCCUUCUUUCGUUCGUUCUUUCCUUCUUUUCUUUUCUUUCUUUCUUUUUCUUUUUUUUCCUUCUUUCGUUCGUUAUUUCCUUCUUUCUUUCCUUCUUUCUUUCCUUCUUUCGUUCGUUCUUUCCUUCUUUCUUUCCUUCUUUCCUUCUUUCUUUCCUUCUUUCCUUCUUUCUUUCCUUCUUUCUUUCCUUCUUUCGUUCAUUCUUAUUAUCUUUACUUUCUCUUUUCGCCAUGAUACAUAUUUUACUUUCGUCUUUUGAUAAAUUGUGUAUCUAUCUAUCUAUCUAUCUAUCUAUCUAUCUAUCUAUCUAUCUAUCUAUCGAUAGAUAG
This is a messenger RNA of Acanthosepion pharaonis, 1299 nucleotides long. NCBI's taxonomy places the organism in Eukaryota, Metazoa, Mollusca, Cephalopoda, Sepiida, Sepiidae. The record is from the annotation of a GenBank genome assembly.